AUGUCGACUAAACUGCAGGUCUCGAAGGCGGUGACCAAGAAAAACACUGCCACGGGUGGCCCCGUGCAAAGUCCAGGCAAGGUGCAGAAUGGUACGAAGAAGAAGUGCACGGAGGCUGCACCCAAACCCCGGUCAUCUAGCGGUGACGGCCCUCCUGGUGGCGAGGUUCGCAAGUCCAGCCGCCCUCGAAAGGCGAAAGUGUGGUUUGAGGAAGGGGCGGAUGCUACCGAAGAAGGUGCUGAUCCUGUUAAGUCUGCCGGGAACAACCUUGAUGGCGACGAUGUGGACAACCAGAAACACGAGGACGAAGCUGAGGCCAACGACAAGUCGGGUGACGUGGGCGAAAACGAGGUGGACGAGGCAGUAGACGAUGCCGGCGGCGAGCCGGAAGAGGAAGAGGAAGACUUGGCGGAGGACGAUGCUGAAGAGAAGGCGGAGGAAGAGGAGGGUGACGAGGCGGAGGAAGAGGAGGGUGACGAGGCGGAGGAAGAGGAGGGUGACGAGGCGGAGGAAGAGGAGGGUGACGAGGCGGAGGAAGAGGAGGGUGACGAGGCGGAGGAAGAGGAGGAUGACGAGGCGGAGGAAGAGGAGGACGAGGAGUCUGAGGAAGGGCAGGGGGAUGAGGACGAGGCUGAGAAGGGAAGUGAGAAAGGCGAUUCGGCGGAAGUGGAGGAAGGUGCGGAUGCGCACAAGCCUCAGAUCACGAGGAAGGCUAGCUUUGACGAGAUGCUGGAAGAGCAGGGUGACGGUGAUGACGAAGACAUGGAGGAUGAGGCUGUGGCUGAGGAACGUUCUAUGCUGCUUGGGAAGCUGAAGGCACUCGAUGAGAUCAAGGAACCCGUUGUCAGCUCGAAGCUCGCUAGAAAGGGUGUGAAACCUCUUCCGCGUUCAGAACCCUCUAAGGUUCCUGCUAAGCCACCACGAGGGAAAGAUGCAGUCACAUCGGCUAAGGGAAAGGAGAAAGUUCUGGCGACUGAGAGUAUUCUCGGUGGGAAGUCGAAACGGGAGUUCGCCUUGGUGGUUGGCGGUGCGCAGAAAAAGCAGAACACCGGUGAAGUGUCGGCCAAACCGAAGUCAACUCCUACGGCAGCAGGCGCUGGGACCAGCGGGGGAAAGGCCAAGGCAGGCGCUGGGGCAAGCGGGGUAAAGGCCAAGGCAGGCGCUGGGGCAAGCGGGGUAAAGGCCAAGGCAGGCGCUGGGACCAGCGGCGUAAAGGCCAAGGCAGGCGCUGGGACCAGCGGCCACUGCGGGAUGGUACAUCUUUUUAUUUGUGGCAUGCUUGCUGAUGUCACGUCGCUUUCCUCCCUUCCCUGCCGUCGCUUUCCUCCGAUCCAUGCCGUCACCGUCAUCCCAUCCCUGCCGUCACCUUCAUUACAUCCCUGCCGUCCCCUUCAUCCCAUCCCUGCCGUCACCUUCAUCCCAUCCCUGCCGUCCCCUUCAUCCCAUCCCUGCCGUCACCUUCAUCCCAUCCCUGCCGUCACCUUCAUCCCAUCCCUGCCGUCCCCUUCAUCCCAUCCCUGCCGUCCCCUUCAUCCCAUCCCUGCCGUCACCUUCAUCCCAUCCCUGCCGUCACCUUCAUCCCAUCCCUGCCGUCCCCUUCAUCCCAUCCCUGCCGUCCCCUUCAUCCCAUCCCUGCCGUCACCUCUGACCCGUCCCUCAGUCACCUUUCCUCCAUCUCUUCCGUCCCGUAUACAAUCAGCAGCUACCAAUCAGUACUCUGGAGCUGCACCACCGGUGAAGGUGAUCACUGAAGCCACCAAGCGCUAUGAGCUCGUCCCCGUCAAGAAAACCCCGUUUGUGGCGGCAUCCUGUGAUCGCCGCCAGGAGCAUGGUGGUGUAUCAAACGUGGAGCUUGACCAAUUCGAGCGACGCGUGAUGGCAAGGUUCGCCGAGAUGCUGUCGGCCAUACUUCGGGGUGCUGGUCCAUCCGUCCCAAUCGGAGCGCCUGCAGCAACUCCUCCUCAUUCUGGCCCGAGCACCAGCUCGUUUAGGGAGGUGAUGCUUUACCUAAACCCCAACUCCCCUCUGCUUGCCUGCCCACUCUCCCCUCAACCCCAAACCCCACUUGCUUCCCCAUCCAGGCAUAGGGAGGUGAGGCUUUACCUAAACCCCAACUCCCCUCUUGCUUGCCUGCCCACUCUCCCCUCAACCCGAAACCCCACCUGCUACCCUAAAUACAGGCCUAGGGAGGUGAGGCUUUAUCUAAACCCCAACUCCCCUCUGCCUGACUGCCCACUCUCCCCUCAACCCGAAACCCCACUUGCUUCCCAUCCAGGUUUAGGGAGCCACUUGCAAACCCUUACCGCUUGCCUUCCAUAUCUGCCACCUCCCCUAUCCCCCUUCAAUCUACAGGAAUUGUCUAGGCGUGUAGCAACACAUCUUUGCUUCAACAUUGAAGCUUCAAUGAUUCAGUUCUACCCAUCUGCGGAGGAGGCUUUAGAUCAUGGGUUUAGCGAGUUUGUGUCGCCACAGGUUCUGGCCUCGUUGCGUGUGCUCUUUCAGCACAACGAUGCCAGCACCAGAGGGGUCUUUUUCAAGCAGCUGUCCUCAACUAGGACUUCUAUCAACGGCUGGAUGAGAAAGGUGGCACUAACGGCGUUGGGUCGGCAGGCGAACAGGUGCUACUUGGGGAGGUUACCAGCAGAUCUGCUUGCACCACUCGAGUUCUACACGGAUGAGGAGCUCAUCGCACGUUACAAGGAUGGGGAGAGGGGGCUGGCAUGGCAUCGGGAGCUCCUCAUCCCUUUCGGCCGCCUCAUCUUCUCGGUGUCCAUCAAGUUGGCUUUGGCGCGUCGUGGGGUCAAUACCGAGAAGAUUAAGACCCGCCAGCUGGGUUGGAUCCUAUAUGCGUUUGAGUGGCCAAUCCUCAACAACGCACCUGAUGGGAAGUUGAGCGGCAAGUGGGAGUACAAUCGGAUCCACAUUGCUGAAUUCCUCCCAUCUCAUCCGUCCCCUUCCUCCCAUCUCAUCCGUCCCCUUCUUCCAAUCUCAUCCGUCCCCUUCUUCCCAUCUCAUCCGUCCCCUUCCUCCCAUCUCAUCCGUCCCCUUCCUCCCAUCUCAUCCGUCCCCUUCUUCCCAUCUCAUCCGUCCCCUUCUUCCCAUCUCAUCCGUCCCCUUCCUCCUAUCUCAUCCGUCCCCUUCCUUCCGUCCCCUUCCGUCCCCUAUGCCUCUUUGCACAGGCUGCACGACCUGCACCAGCCCGGGCUGGGCGUAGCAGUGGCAGUAACAACUAGUAGCCGCAGCAUGGGGACAUGCGGAGCAGCAGUGGCAGCAACGGGACAGGUGCGGAGCAGCAGGGGCAGCAUGGGGACAGGUGCGGAGCAGCAGGGGCAGCAGGGGGACAGGUGCGGAGCAGCAGUGGCAGCAUGGGGACAGGUGCGGAGCAGCAGUGGCAGCAUGGGGACAGGUGCGGAGCAGCAGUGGCAGCAUGGGGACAGGUGUGGAGCAGCAGGGGCAGCAUGGGGACAGGUGCGGAGCAGCAGUGGCAGCAUGGGGACAGGUGCGGAGCAGCAGGGGCAGCAUGGGGACAGGUGCGAAGCAUCAGGUGCAGCAGGGGGACAGGUGCGGAGCAGCAGUGGCAGCAGGGGGACAGGUGCGGAGCAGCAGUGGCAGCAUGGGGACAGGUGCGGAGCAGCAGUGGCAGCAUGGGGACAGGUGCGGAGCAGCAGGGGCAGCAUGGGGACAGGUGCGGAGCAGCAGGGGCAGCAGGGGGACAGGUGCGGAGCAGCAGGGGCAGCAGGGGGACAGGUGCGGAGCAGCAGGGGCAGCAGGAGGACAGGUGCGGAGCAGCAGGGGCAGGAGGGGGACAGGUGCGGAGGAGCAUAG
Closterium sp. NIES-65 is the source of this 3825-nucleotide messenger RNA. Lineage: Eukaryota; Viridiplantae; Streptophyta; Zygnematophyceae; Desmidiales; Closteriaceae. The record is from the annotation of a GenBank genome assembly.